Vigna radiata var. radiata (mung bean) is the source of this 957-nucleotide messenger RNA. RefSeq lists its product as uncharacterized. NCBI's taxonomy places the organism in Eukaryota, Viridiplantae, Streptophyta, Magnoliopsida, Fabales, Fabaceae. Bases 1 to 957 code for a protein of 318 amino acids. The transcript is spliced from 3 exons. The record is from RefSeq and is a predicted model, not a curated record.
AUGGCUGAGGAACGAAUUAAGAUUGUGGUCCACCAUAGUGGAAAAUUUUUCACUGAUGACAAUGGUGUGUUUAAAUUUGAUGGAGAGAUAGCAGAAUGGAGUGUUGAUGCAGACUUGUUGAGCUAUUUUGGCAUAGUUGCCUCAGUCCAGGUUGAGGGUGUUGAGGGUGGUGAGGUCCAAGUUGAGGGUGUUGAGGGUGUUGAGGUGCAAGUUCAGGGUGGUGAGGUGGAGGAUGAGGUCCAGGUUGAGGAUGCUGAUGGGGAUGAGGUUCAGGAUGAUGAGGUCCAGGUUGAGGAUGGUGAGGAUUUACAUGAGGUCCAGGUUGAGGUCCAAGGUAACCUCCAUCAUGUACAGGAACCAGAGGUGCAUGAGGUUGAUGAUUUUGAGGUAGAAGAUUUAGGAGAGGAUGAUGAAGAAGAGGACAGUGAGGGUGAGGAGUUGCAUGAGAAUGAGAGUGAGGAGGAGGAAGAUCUAUAUGAUGUCAANGUGCAGUGUGACAGUGGGUGGUACAAANGAAAUGUUAGAGAACAACCUGAAAGUCCAGUGCUUCAUUCUUCUGAAUCUUCUGAGAAUGAGAACAAUAUGGAUGGUGUGCGUGGGUUGUCUGACAAUGAGUGGCUGUCAGAUGAGCUGAUUAGUGAUGUUGAGGACAGUGAGGUUGAGGAGGGUGGUGGGUCUAGUAAGAAGAAGACAACCUUUCCAACUUUUACUAUGCCACGAAGUAUGGAUGGUUAUAAAUGGGAGGUAGGAACCUUUUUUGCUGAGAAAAAAGAAUUCAUGGAUGGUAUUCGGACAUAUGCACUUAGUAAUGGAAGAAACAUGAAAUUUGUAAAGAAUGACAAGAAAAGGAUUAUUGUUAAGUGCUUGGGUGGACAAGGAAAAUGUAAUUGGUAUGCCUAUUGUGCUUUUAGGAUUGAUGUCAAUGCAUGGCAACUUAGAAAAGUUGUUGAUCUGUAG